GGAGCACCUGAAAGCACUUCUUCCACUUCUUCCUCACCAAGCGUAGCGUAUCGAUUUUUGCCCCGGACCCGGCUGUGACGCUAGGCGUACUCAGAAUUCCAUGCUACGGCAGUCACAGCAAUGGCGGCAGGCUCUGCUGUCUUCGCCAAGUUGGGCGACCAGCGGGGCCGGCAGUAGUAACGGCACCGCUCGGAUCGAGUUGCGUCAGCUACAUCGUCCAGCAGCGAAACGGUCCCCCUCGGGAUGCCCUGCGUCUACCAGUCGCCUGCGUCCUCUUCGCAGCUUCUCCACAACCCCUCUUGUCUGCCAAGAAGAGAAGUCACACCCGACCAAGAGGAGCAGGCCGAUCGACAAUCGUCCCUUCUCCAAGAAGUAUCCGCCCCCUCUAAAGGCUCCGGAACCCGUCACAUUCGAUCAACCAGCAAUAUCCAACCCCAUCGAGACCCAAAAAGCUCACGAGAGAUUUCAAAAGUACUCGAGGAUAGGUGGGAUCAGUGCUGCCGUUGCCAUUGUACUGGGUCUGGGUCUGUACUAUGCCCUGCCGAAGCUCCAUGCGGACGAGGCCAAGCUGCAGAGUGAUCUCGAGCUCAAAGGCCUCAGCAUGUCCAAGGACGAGAUGGAGGCAAAGGUACAAAAGGCUCAAGAGAAUCUCAACAACGCGGGCAGCUUUACCGUACUGGCCGUCAAGCGGUCCACUGUCAUUGCCAAGGCGGUCGGCCUAUGCGUGUGGGACUACCGCAAGACUUUGAAUGCCAAGUACGAUUCGGCUGCCGAGAGCAACGAGGAGCUUCGCAAGUGCCAUCUUCGAAGCGCCAAUCGAGUGCUGAAGGCUCUGCAGACAAACGGUGGGCUGUACAUUAAGCUUGGGCAGCACGUCUCGUCUAUCAUUCUGCUGCCCACGGAGUGGACAAAUACCCUGAAGCCGCUACAGGAUCAGAACCACGCCACGCCUUUGCACGAGCUUGAAGCCAUGUUCCGCCAAGAGACUGGCUCUUCUUUUGCAGAGUCGUUUUCGGAGAUUGACGAGAAGCCCCUCGGCGUCGCCUCUCUGGCUCAGGUGCACAAGGCGCGAGAUCGCAAGACGGGCCAGUGGCUCGCCAUCAAGCUCAUGCAUCCCGACGUAGAGCGCUUCAGCGAGGUGGACAUGAGGACCGUCAACUACCUGGUGAAGUGGGUCAAGAGGGUUUUCCCGCAGUUUGAAUUCACCUGGCUGGCAGAAGAGAUGAACCAGAACAUGCCACUGGAGAUGGACUUCAGACACGAGGCUCAGAACUCACGGCGAGCCGCUCAGGACUUUGACAGGUACAAGAAGACGACGGUGUAUAUUCCGAAGGUACCUUGGGUGUACAAGAGGGCAAUGGCAAUGGAGUACAUUGACGGUAGACGGCCAGACGACUUGCAGUACCUGGCGGACCACAACAUCGAUCGCAACCUCGUCUCACAGGAGCUGAGUAGGGUAUUUGCGCAAAUGCUCUACAUCCAUGGCUUCUUCCAUGCAGACCCUCACGGAGGCAAUGUCCUCAUCCGAAGCAAGCCCAAGCAAAGUCGCUCUCCGCACAACUUCGAGGUGGUGCUCCUCGAUCACGGUCUGUACUUUGACAUAGAGAAGGACCUCCGCACCGACUAUGCUCGCUUCUGGCUCAGCCUCCUCAGUCGCUCUACCCCCGCCGUACAAGCCGACCGGAAACGACUCGCAAAGAGGAUUGCUGACAUUGGUGAUGACCUGUACCCCAUCCUCGAGUCGGCCAUCACUGGGAGGUCAGGUUUGGAAGGUUCGGACCCCAAGAAUCCGCACGGGGUCAAGGGCAAAAAGCGACCUUCGUCGAUGCUGGACAUGCAGACUGGAUCCGAAAUGUCGGAAGAGGAGCAGGAGCAUAUCCGAAAGACGGUCAUGGAGAGGGAGGGCCUCUUCCUCAGUAUUCUAGACUUGCUCAGGAGAGUCCCCCGUCGCAUGCUCAUGGUGCUGAAGCUAAAUGACCUUACGCGGUCCCUGGAUGCCAGCUUGCACACCACCCACGGCCCUACCAGGCCAUUCAUCAUCGCUGCGAGGUACUGUGCGCUGGCCGUCUGGGACGACGAUCGUGCAAAGUUGAGGGAGAAGCGUAGGGCGUCUGGGUGGAGCUUUGGUGUGGUGAGAGAGUGGCUGCACUGCUGGACCAAUUACCUCUGGUUCUACCGCGGCCUAGCCUUCCUCGAGACCAUCUCCAACAUCCGCGCCGGCACAUCCAAGAUCCUCGUCUUCUCCUCUGCCCUCGUCACUGGCAAAGGAUGGCACGCCGCCACGCAAAAGGCCUCUGGAAUGGAGGAUCAGGCAAAGAGGAGGUCCAAAGAGAAGAGAGAUCAGGAGACGGCGAGGAAGUCGAUUGAAGGGGAGAAGAAGAGCGAGGGGAAGGAGAAGAGUGGGAGAAGCGCCGGUGGUGGUGGUGGUGGCGGUGGUGGUAGUGCCAAGGGUAGCUAGAGGGGCGACCUCAUCUGUAGACGCAGGCAGACACGAGCGGACUAGAAUGGAACAAAAUGGGAUGAACCGUAC
Molecule: messenger RNA, 2530 nt
Organism: Microstroma glucosiphilum
Lineage: Eukaryota; Fungi; Basidiomycota; Exobasidiomycetes; Microstromatales; Microstromataceae
Product: ABC1-domain-containing protein
Exons: 3
Biological process (GO): mitochondrion organization; lipid homeostasis
Cellular component (GO): mitochondrial inner membrane
Source: RefSeq, a predicted model, not a curated record